Penicillium subrubescens is the source of this 2160-nucleotide messenger RNA. RefSeq lists its product as uncharacterized. The transcript has a single exon. The record is from RefSeq and is a predicted model, not a curated record. Bases 1 to 2160 code for a protein of 719 amino acids. Lineage: Eukaryota; Fungi; Ascomycota; Eurotiomycetes; Eurotiales; Aspergillaceae.
AUGCCUGCGGGCAGGGCUCCUCAGCCGGCCUACGUCGAAGACUUCGAUGAGGAUGUGCAUAGCAUCGUACCCGAUAGUCGGCACUCAGCCAAUACUACGGCCAACACGGCUGUCAAAAUCUCCUCCAGGUUGGAUCAAAGAUUCCCAGCGGAGCCGCUGAUCGACGGCGCCAGUGACUCAGGGUAUUCUAGUCGUACCGCCGCCACAGCCACCAGCACCCAAUCUGGCCCGUCGGGCGGGAGAAGUCCCCCAGUUCCUAUUAAGCUGGACAUGCCCAAGCAACGCACCGAAAUAGUCAGAAAAAACUCCCGCCGUGAACGCAAGGACAAGGACCGAGAACGCGUUCGACCAGAGCACGUCGAGAAGCAGAUGGGUACCCAUCCCCACCAUCAUGCUCACGUGCAACGGUCGUCGUCUAAACCUCGUCGUCGUGACUCUGCCCACAUUCAACAAUAUCAUCCACCCGACGUAUACUACGAACGAUCCGGUUACUAUCACCAACAACAACCCUCCACCCCCGUCGAACGUCCCCCGAUGGACUAUUCUUACCACUUCUCCCGGCCACCGGUGCCUGACUACCCGCCGGCGUCACCGCAGACAGCCCGUUAUCCAUACGCUAUUGAAGAAUUUCACCGUCCAGUCAGUCGACCUGCCCGGUCGAACUCGUACCGUGGCGGCAUGUAUCAUCAGGAGCGUCCCAUGAGUAUGCAUGGUGGAAUGAUGGGACCGCCACCGCCACCGGCACCCCUGUACCAUCACCAAGCAUCGUACUAUGAGCAUGGUCCUCCACCAGCAUCGUCGGCGUACGUAAGCCAUCCAUAUGCUUCGUCGCCGUAUGGUGGUUCUUACUAUGGCGGUUCCGAAUAUGGUCCACCUUCGGACUACCCGCGGGAAAGAUCUCACUCUCGAACUCGGGAACGAUCUGUACAAUCUCGGGCACGUCGCCCGUCUUCCCUUUAUGGGCAACCCCCCAUGGAUCACAGUGUUUUCCCAGAGUGGGUGGAUGAGACCGAGCAACUUGACUGGGCGCCUGAAGAAUAUCCUCGAGAAGUGCCUCGUGAUAUUCCCCGUGAGGUGCGUCGCGAAUACCGUCGUGAAAGGGAAGUUCCGCAAGAGUACCAUCGUGAGAGAGAAGUCCCUCCUCGUGAAUAUCACCGUGAUGUUCACCACGAUGCACCUCGCGGGCGUGCCCCCAAGCCGCCUCGUGAUCAUGAUGAGGACUACUACAAGAUGCCACCACCGCCUCCACCAGUACCUCAGAAGCAAAAGGCCCAGGUCCACCAAAUGAGAAAACCCGAACGACCCGAACUACACCGCAAGGCCCAUACCACCCAAGCCGUUCUGCCUCAACGCCGGCAAUCCCGUACCUCCAUGGAUAUGAGUGAGAUGGCUGCCGCGUUGCCUGACUACGGUCGGCGUGUGUCUCGCGAGACCCGGAUGCCCGAGCGCAGUCACAGCCUUCAUGAAAGCAAGCGAUCAACCACAUACCGUGACAGUGCUCGCGGUGCCCAGAUUGCUGUCGAAAACUCCCGCCGUCGUCGUCAGAAAGAGUAUCAUCACUACGACGACUACGACGACGAUGAUGACGUCGGCAGUACCGGCACAGCAGGCGGUCUGGAAGAUCGUGAACGCGAAAUCGAACGCUACCAAGCCCAACAGUCCGGUCGGACGAAUACCAUGCCCGCCUCCGCCGAAGCCCUUCUCACCAAGGGUGCCGUCGGUGCAGGUAGUGACAACGGUAGUCAAAAGAGCCGAUCAACCGGCAGCCGGGGUAGCGGUAGCGGCAAUGGAGAGAGCAAGAAUAUGAACCUUUUGGUAAACGGAUUGACCAUCGGUUUCACCGAAGAGUCCGUCGCCGGCAAGAACAUCAAAAUUAUGGCUGGAGAUACCGGCCGUGUGCAAUUGUCUAUUGCUGGCGAGCGGAAACCCAAGCAGUACAUCAUGAGUGGGUCUUCGUAUUCCGAUCAAACUCAUCAGACAGGUCGUUCUGCUCGUCGAGAGUUGGAAGCACGUCGAGAAUUGGAAGCCCGUCGAGAAUUGGAAGCCCGUCGAGAGUUGGAAGAAGCGCCGCAACGGCGCCCGCGUGAGGAUCUUCGUUCCGGUGCGAGCCGUCGCUCAAGUCAAUCGACUUAUGGCGGUACUCGUCGGCAUGCGAGGUAA